Leptidea sinapis is the source of this 2494-nucleotide messenger RNA. RefSeq names its product histone acetyltransferase KAT8-like. Bases 296 to 1201 code for a protein of 301 amino acids. NCBI's taxonomy places the organism in Eukaryota, Metazoa, Arthropoda, Insecta, Lepidoptera, Pieridae. Gene Ontology annotation, molecular function: histone acetyltransferase activity. The record is from RefSeq and is a predicted model, not a curated record. Gene Ontology annotation, biological process: regulation of DNA-templated transcription. The transcript has 2 exons.
AUAUUUUCUCAUAUUAAUUUCUAAAACUAAACAAUACAUAAAUGCAGAAAAUAUAAUUUAAUUGGAAUUAAGUACCAUAUCCAUUGUUUUGUUCUGUUAUCAUCUUAUCGUUGAUCUCAUCAUAGAAUGCUCGUUGAGAUCAAUGUUGAACGUAGUGUUUAAAUUCUCUCUGACCUAUGUUCAGAUUCUGUUUUAAGUUUUUGCAUUUUAAAGUAAAAAACGAUCAAACUAUAAACAAAGUUAAAAUUACAUAUUAUUCCAUAAUAUUAUUCACUAAACUUGCUUCAAAAUUGAAAUGGAUACAACUACAGCAGCUCUUGAAGCAGAGCAUGAAGCGAUAACUACGGUUAAAUAUAUUGACAGGAUACAGUUUGGAAAAUACGAGGUGGACACAUGGUAUUUCAGUCCUUAUCCUGAAGAAUAUGGCAAACAAUCGAAAUUAUUUAUUUGUGAGUACUGUUUGAAAUAUAUGCGGCUAGAAAAAACAUACAGGUAUCAUAUUGGUGACUGCCCUCAACGACAACCACAAGGCAAUGAAAUUUACAGAAAAGGAACUAUUUCAAUCUUUGAGGCAGAUGGCAAAGUACAUAAAUUGUAUUGUCAGAAUCUUUGUCUGUUGGCAAAGUUAUUUCUGGAUCACAAAACACAUUAUUUUGAUAUUGAACAAUUUUUGUUCUAUACAUUGUGUGAAGUUGACAAAAAUGGUGCACAUUUACUUGGGUAUUUUUCAAAAGAAAAGGACUCUUUAGAAGGUAACAAUGUUGCCUGUAUUUUAACACUCCCCCCUUUUCAAAGACAAGGUUAUGGUAAGCUGCUGAUUGCAUUCAGUUAUGAACUAUCAAAGCUAGAAAAAGUUGUUGGAAGCCCCAAGAAACCUUUAUCAGAUUUAGGAAGAUUAUGUUACAGGUCUUAUUGGUCAUAUGAAAUACUUAAGGUAGUGAGUGUAACAAGAGGUAUCAUCAGAAUUACAGAUUUGACUAGUAUGACUGGAAUUGCCCCCACAGAUAUAAUUUCUACUCUCCAGUCUAUGAAUAUGGUUAAAUAUUGGAAAGGCCAACAUGUGGUCUGUGUCACUCCGAAGAUGGUGCGAGAGCAGCUUGCAUCACCCUAUUUUAAAAAGCCACGUUUGACUAUUGAUCCAACAGCAAUAAGGUGGUCUCCACCAACCAAACAAACACCUUCAACCAAAGUUAAGAAAUAAAUUAGCCUAUGUACAUAUUAAUAUUACUAUUAUUCAAGUAUAAGUAGCUCUGUUUAAUAUUACAUUCUAAUAGACACCUGUGUUAAAAGUUACAUACUGUAUGUUUAUAAAUUGUAUUGUAAUCUUUAGCAGCAUGUAUUUUUAUAUUGGCAUGUUCAUACUGAGCAAAUUAUUCUCAUCCAAUAUCCAACUGAAAAAUUUAUACUUUUAUAGUCACUUUAAGCUGACUUUUAAUUUAAAUAUGUUAAAAUUUUUUUUUGUGAGAUUACUCCUGAUCCUUCUUAAAACAUAUUUAAUUUUUAGCAAUUGGGCUGUCACAUGUUCAUAUUAUGUACUUACACAAAUUAUUAUACAGACUGAUAAUAAAAAAAUGUUUUGUUCAAACCACAGCCUCUUAUGCAGCCAAUUAUAUUGUAUAGAUGUUAUUUAUACUAAUUUUAAGUAUAGACAUACAUAUUACUUGUACUAGUUGUAAGUUUACUAACUUCAAUGUCAAAUUAUCUGCAAUUUUUGUAUUAUGACUUAUGUGUUGCAUAAAAAAUGCUAAACUAACUUUAGCUUGACUUACAUAGCUAAUUUAAUUUUUCAUAGUAGUGUGCGGACUGCAUAGUAACUAAAGUAACUGAAAUAUGUGGAGCUAAGUUAAUUGUGUAAAGUAAAGAUAAUUUAAGAAGCAAUACACUAACGGCCAUUUUCAAUCCUUAGUUUUACUUACUAGAGGUAAGCAUAGAGAUACAUUAUUGAAAAUGGCCGUAAUUGUUGGGAAUAAUUAGUUAUUCCGUACCAAAGCUGGACUAACUUGGACUGCAACCAAAAUUUUUGAAAUUAUUGACCUAAUUGAAUUGUAAACAAUUGUAUAAUUCUUAUUGAUUAAUGUAUAAACACACAUGUAUAAUAAAAUUAUGCCUGAAUUUUGAAUAUUAAUAAAUGUGGAAGUAGCAAUCAUUUAUUCUAAUAUUUAACAUGCUUUACAGUCUGCUUGUUAAAAGCUGAAAGAUUAUAAAAUUUGUCAGGUUAUCAAGUUAAAAGGUUAUGGGGAAAAGAAAAUAUUAUUAAUAUGUACCAUAAUAUUGUUAUGUCAACGCCAAGUAACUCAUAAAUGUAUAAUCUAUAUAAAUGGUAGUUAAGUUUAGCUGUAAUCUUUUUAACUUUCUAACUUUUUCACUAUGAGAACAGAUUGUUUAGUUGGAGACUCAUUAUUUUGUUUGAUUCAAUCAAUCAUUGGCUGAUUUAAAAACAUUGUGAUAAUUUUCUAGUAAUAGUAUGUGUACCUUGAAAUAAAGAUAAGAAACA